AUGAAUAAAUUCAAUGUUCUAUCCUUACUUUUCACGUUGUUGCAAGUUGUAAUUUUUUUGGACCAACCUACAAUUUCAACGGCCCAAGAGCCUUUGUUUGAAUUACCAGUUGAAUUAGUUGGAUUUCCAGUUAUUAUAAUGGCUGUUAGAUUAUCAAAUUUUGUGAAAAAAUUGGCUUAUUCCUUGAAUCCAAACACCUAUAGAAGAACACGUCGUGCCAUUUCAUCGGACGAAUUGAUUAACAUGAUAGAAGCAGAGAAAAGAUUAGUUUCGGAAUUGGGUGAAAAUGUCUGCAUUUAUCCGAAAGUCUGUUUACAUCACGCAGAAAAAGCAAGAAAGUCUAAUGGCCGACAAGAAGUGGUCAUUGAUUGGGAUGAGAUUUUCAGCAAUUACAAAGCUUCUUCGCAGAAACACAAGGAGUUCUAUUUGCUCAGCGUAUUCUUAGGAGACUUCAUUCAAUCUCCAAAAUUCUGCAACCAGCUGAUUAAAAGAGGACGAGCAUGUGUAGAUGGAAUAUGA
Diorhabda sublineata is the source of this 519-nucleotide messenger RNA. RefSeq lists its product as uncharacterized. The transcript is spliced from 3 exons. The coding region runs from base 1 to 519 and encodes 172 amino acids. Lineage: Eukaryota; Metazoa; Arthropoda; Insecta; Coleoptera; Chrysomelidae. The record is from RefSeq and is a predicted model, not a curated record.